Molecule: messenger RNA, 6279 nt
Organism: Aethina tumida (small hive beetle)
Lineage: Eukaryota; Metazoa; Arthropoda; Insecta; Coleoptera; Nitidulidae
Exons: 12
Coding region: 805-3360 (851 amino acids)
Cellular component (GO): plasma membrane
Molecular function (GO): GTP binding; calcium channel regulator activity; GTPase activity
Source: RefSeq, a predicted model, not a curated record
CGCACGCACUCUGGAUCAAAACAUCGCGGUCCAUGCCACUCGCAAAAUUCAUUCAAAAUAAAGCCGGACCUUUAGUUUUGAUAUUCGUUUAUUGUCAGGCCGGCUAGAUGUGAACUUUUCCGAAGUUUCGGCUUUCACUUUUUUUUUGUUGUUUCCGUUAAUCCUGUCUCUCAACCGAAACUAGACGGCUGUUUCGUUUCAUUUUUUUCUCUCGGGGGUUUGGCUUAGAUUCGGGGUUUUUCACACAUAGAUUUUAAAACGAGGUACUACACGGUGUUCGAGAUAAAGAAGUGUUCCUCCUCCAAAAAUGUUGGCAAAAGGUACAUCGUCGUUAGCACUGGCAGUGAUGGCGUCAGUUUCUUGGGCGGCGGCGGCACCGGCAGCGCCAACGGUGGCCGGGCGUAUGGAGAUGCGGGCGGCCGUGGCGGCGGCAGCGGCUCUAUAACGGAGGGACUGAGGACCGCCCUAGCCCGACUGCGACAGAGAUCCUCCACGCCCCAGCCUGCCUCGCCGCCGGUUCCGGGUUCACCACAACAGUCCCCCCAGCACAACCACCACCAUCACCAUCCUCACCAAAAUAAGAGCUGCCUAGACUCAGACCCGAGCGGCGCAUCCCGCGACACGUGCUGCGCGUCAUCUGCAAAGGGCGGCGGCGGCGGCACACCGCCCCCGCACCACAGCCCCAUCCACACCUAUAGGCAGCAGCACGGGGGCGGCGACUCGCGGCGCCCCUCAACCUCCUCCCACCACUCCUCGCCCGCCCACCACUGCCAACCGCCGCCUCGAGGCGGCAGCGGAGGCAGGAUGACCGUCAACUCGCAGUCGGGCCCCGCCCCUAAGUCGCCCCGCGCCCCAGACGAUCUCAUAUCAACUGCCACCUCCGCCCUGCGCAGGCUGCACUUCAAAACCGGCAGGAAUGCCGCCAAAAAUGCCAACGCUCAAAACCAAAAGCAACAAACCCAAUCAGUACCAAAAGUCAUAGUGAUGGGUUCAAGUACCGCAUCAGAGACCACAAUCAACACAAGCACCGACAGCUCAAACACGAUAGUGACAACGAUGACCGCCACCGAUGGCGAAAUCACCGAAGACAGUUUAGACGUGAACGAUCCAAUCGAUUACCUCAAUUCGGAUAACAUAGUGGAAGGAGGCAAGAUACUGACACCCGUCCCGGUAACUCCGAAGACACCCGCCACGGCCAAACAACACACGCCGCCCACGGUCACCACCAAAGAGAACAAAUUCACGUUUGACGUCGAGAUGACUCCCAAACCCUCCGACGAGCACAUGUUCGAUUUCGAGCCAAAGAAGCCGAUGAACGCGGCCGAAGAGAAGAGCGUCGAUCAGCUGAUGGAUGAGCAGGUCGAAGCGCUGAAACUGGACGCAAGACGUAGGAACAGUUACAAAGCUGCACAGAACGAUUUCGAUAAAAUCGAAGUUAUGAACGACGAUAUGAAAAUGCACGUCGAACCGCCGAGGGAAAUUAAGCACCACAGGCACAGUCCCAAGGAGCACAGGAGGAGCUUUAGAAGGAAAUUGGAGGUCGAGAAGGAGAAAGUCGAGAGGACCUCGCCGAAACGGAGAGCGGAGCGGACGUUGAAUUCAUCGCCGGAGAAUAACGAUUCGGAUUCGCCCAAACCAAAACACAGACAUAAAAAGACGAGCCGGAGGCACCACUCGCCCAGCAGGCACCACGACAAGUUCAGCUACGACGAAAAGCACAUAGCCAAGUACCGAAACGCACAUCCAGUCAGUUCGGGACCGUCACGUAUGACCCCGCCAUUGCCAGAUCUUCGCGUCGACUUCUUCAGCGAACCGAUGGACAAUUGCCAAACAAUUGAAUCAUCCCAGCACACUCUGCAAGUGGCCGUUUCGAAUGAAAAACGCGGGAGCGUGUGUCUAAACAAAUGCCUGCGAGAGGUAGGGGCUCAAUUGGACGCGUCGAGUCCUAUAAAUGUAACCACCAAUCCAUUGGAGAAUUCAGUGCAUUUCGGUAGGAAAGCCCCCCAAGCCACGAUCGUAGUGCAACAGCCGUCGGUCAGUCUGGAUCACACAAAUGUCUCGACGAUCCUGUUGAAGAACGGUAGUGAGUUUGUGUCGAACGUUGAGAGUGGCAAGUUUACGCUGAAGAAGCACAAGGAGGACAACGUCAAGCAGCUCUUGGACGUGGCCAACAAUCUGACUCUUGAGGAGAUACACGAUUUCGAGAUGAGUGGCAUCCAUCAAUUUAUUGAGCAGUUCAUUUUUGAUGUAAAAUGCAGAUACGGAAGCCCCCAUCACAACAGAUCGCAGUCCGUUAAAACUCCGGGCAGAUCUUCCGGACGACCCAACUAUUUAUGCCUUCCGCAACAACGGUCCCGGGUGGCGUCCAUGCCCAACACGGGCGUCGAGGAAGAAUACUACAGACUGAGACACUUCUCCAUCACUGGCAAAGGUGUGGUGAACAGAGGCGACAGUCUGAAGAGCCGAAGGUCCAGGUCUAACAACUCGGUAGCCUCCAGUAACUCAAGUACGGAGCAAUUGCCUGGAGCAGUGUCGGCGGCUGGAUCCGCCCGGACAUCCGCAUCCUGCAGUCUGGCCUCGUCCCGAGAAUCUUCCACAAGCGCUCCGGGACCAAUCCCCUACAAAGUUCUGAUGCUCGGCGGUCCGGCCGUCGGAAAGUCGUCGCUGGUGUCCCAAUUCAUGACUUCUGAGUAUCUGCACGCGUACGACACAAGUAUCGACGACGAGAGUGGAGAAAAAUCCGUAUCAGUAUUACUAGCCGGCGAGGAAUCUGAACUCACAUUUAUUGACUUUGCCACGGCAGACCUUUCCCCGGACAGUUGCAUCAGCAAAUACAGUGACCCUCAUGCUUACUGCGUAGUGUACUCAAGUGCAGACAGAGCAAGUCUGCAAUGCGCAGAAAAGAUCCUUCAGACAUUAUGGACCUUAGACACCAUAGGCACAAAAGCUGUAAUCCUGGUCGCUAACAAAGCAGAUUUGGUCCGGUCGAGGGUGGUUACCACUGAAGAAGGUAAAUCGAUGGCCACAUCGUAUGAUUGCAAGUACAUAGAGACAUCUGUGGGGAUCAACCACAACGUCGACGAAUUGCUGGUAGGCAUCCUGACACAGAUCAGAUUGAAGUUGGAGAAUCCGGAACGCAGCAGGGACCUAUUCAGAAAGCGCAGCUCCUCGAAGAAGAACUUGAACAGGAACAAGUCGCCCGGAUCGGGAACUGCUACUCCCACGGGCAGUGCGCAAAACUCUCCAAAGAAAUACAGAGGUUCGAGGACGUCGGCCAGCUUAAAAGUGAGAAGCCUGUUGGGAAAAGUAUGGGCACGCGACAGCAAAUCAAAAUCAUGCGAAAAUCUGCAUGUACUUUAAAUUAUUACCCAUUUAUUUUGUUUAAUUUGAAAACAAUCAAAUAAUAAUCAAAAGUACAGUUGCAACGUGUUCCAAUGUGUGCUUUUAUAAAAUCAAAAAACGUAUAUGAAUUAUAAAGGGAUAUGCACUGAUCGAUCGCAUGUGUGAUUUGAAGUUUUAAUUGAUUGUUUUGUCAAUUUAAUUGUGUUUUGUAGCGAAAUUGGAUCGGCGCUUGUUGUUGCACUGAAAAUAAAGUUUCAGUAAUCUCUGGACUCCCUGCAUGGCAAAGGAAAUCUUGGUUUUGGUUAGGAAUGUAGUUACAAUUAUAUAUUGAUAUAUAAAAUGAUACUAAAAAGACGGAAUACAGGGUAUUUAUUAAGAUAGGAACUGCUAUAACAAUCACAAAAAUUACUGCUUGAGGCAUUUUGGAAAACAUUGCAACUGUAGUUAGGUUAGGAUAAUUUAUUAAUUAGUUUUAGGACUUGGCCCCCUACUAUAUAUGUAUAUAUUGUUCGUUUUUAUUAUAUUCUUUAUUCUACCGAUACUAGGGGCUCUAGUACAAUUUAUAUUGUGAUUUUUUUACUGUGUUGCACAUUUUUGUAUUGCAUUUGUAUAUUUUUAUCCUACGUAUUUUCUAUGUGUAUUUUAAUUAAUGAAGUUUUUAUAUUAUUGCUGAUAUGUUUCGAAUUAUUUUAACAGUCACACGUACUAACAUCCUCGACUUCCUCUACAUAUCUGUAUUUCAAAUACUAUUAACUUAACUGGGUCCAUUUUAUUAUGAACACCAAAAUCCGUUUUAAUUGACCAGAAUUGUGAAAACUUUCAAAAAGUAUAUAUGAGAAAAAUAUUUAACUAAUUUUUACUGAUGCUUUACAAUUUUUAUCAACUAUGCCAUAGGUAAACUGGACUACUGACUAUUCAUUUUUCUUGAAUUUUUCUCAUAGGUCUUUUUCAAUUUUGUUCACAACAACAAAAUGCCAAAGCUGAAAGAGAAACAUUGAAUGGCAAUAAUUAUUUGUCAUAAAUUGAAAUUUUUUGCAAUUAAUCAAAUUGGGUCCAUAUUUGUAGCAAAUAAAAGAUGAUAGUGUAUAAUAUGUAAGGUAGAGAUGUAUAGAAUAUUUAUUAUACUAGUAAAAUUUAAUCCCUAAAGACAGUUACAUGUAAGUAUUAGAAAAAAUAAAUAAAUAAAUUUGAGCAAGGUGAAGCUUUAAGAAGUUUGUAAUUCCAUUGUUGAUUGAGUAUAUAUCUACGUUAUAAUACAUAAAUUUGGAUAAGUAUUAGUUUUGUAUAUUUACAAAAAAUAUAUGCAUAUACAGUUAAUCAGUUAACACGCUUUUAAAGAUUAAGAUUGUACUGUGAAUAUCGUUACUGAUAUUUGUUUAACUGUAUAUGAUUUCAGCCUUUCUUGUGUUACUAAAAAAUAGAAAAUAUUUUUUAAAUAAUUCUUUAAUAAAUUAGUUAAUUAACAUAAUAGAAUUUAUAUUUUGUUAUUAUGAACAAUUAUGGUUAUUAGUUAAUCCGAUCAGUUGUUUUGAAUCAAAAAAAUUUAACAUACUAGACAAUUUGACCAAUUUUAUUUGUGCCUUGUAUAGGCUUUGUUAGGAUUUUGGGAUUGUAUAGAUUUAAUUACGGACUGAAAAAUAGCAGAAAUAUAUUCCAUAUCUAUGUUUAACAAAUAUUGUCUCAUAUAAUUGUCUUGUUAGAAUCAGUAUUCAUUGAUCAUUGUAAAAUCUAUGUGUAUUUUAGCUGAGUAGAGCAAAGGAUGUUAGAAUUUUUAUUGUUGGUUGUAAUCUUUUGUCAAAUUGUUACAAGUAGUUAGUAGCGGUUUGAACUAUUUGAUAAUAUUUGUAAAAUUACUAUGUUUAGGACAUGGUGUGAUAACAUGUAAACCAGUUUACAAGAAAUUAGUAGGAAAUUGUAAUAAUGAUAUUAUUUAUAUUCUCAUUGUUUUUGAAAUUUGAAUUUUGCUGACGAUGCUUUAAAACAAGUAGUUUUUAUAAAUACGAUUAAAAAAUGUUUUUCAGAUGUUUUGCUCUACUCUAAUUUUUGGAUUUUUAAUAAAUGUGUAUAUCUUCCAUUUUAAAGGUGUCUUUUAUGUGUUUAGCUAAUAAGGUUUAAUUGUAUAAGUGCCAAUAUAUAGUUUACCCCUUUCUUCUGUAUCUUAAAGAUUACUUCUAUCAAAGUGUUGCACUGUAUUACCGAAUUUCAUUACAAACUUGUGUAAGAGUUUGUAUAAAGUUCUAUGCAACUUUGGACAUGAAGUUAUUGUAUGUGUUAAUUUAAAUAUAAUAUUCGCCAGUCUAUGUGGUUUUUUAUAAUUUCUGAUGGAAGUUGAAAACAAUUGAAAAUGGACUUUCUGAAAUUUGCCGAAAUUACAAAUCCGAAAUAAUUUUUAAUUUUGCUUUAAACCGUGACAACAAAAUGCUUCUGAGUCGUCACGUUCUUAUGGUAUUUUGUGUGAUCGUGUUUGCCUAGCACAAACUCAAGAUUAAACACCAUAUUCCGUCCACUGUGUUCUUUACUAAAAGCUCCCAAUACCCACAACACGUCUCCGUUUUCAAUUUUUUCAACAAUUGUCAAAACGAUUCAUCAUGUUCGGACAACCGGGUAAUAUUAGCUAAUAUAGACAUUGUUGUUUUUAUAUGAUCUCUUACUGUUAAUUGGCUUUUUGUGUUUUAUUUUGUUAAAAUUAUUUAUUGACCGUUGUUUUCUCGAUGUUUUAAAAUAAAUCGUUGCGUUUUAUCCGAUGGAAAUGAUUUAUAUUCAAUAUCAGUUGUUUAUUGUAGAAAACAUUGUUUAAAAUAUGGUAGUUUAUAUUUGUAAUCACCAUGAUAAUUAUAAUGCACAAUUCGGAAUUUUAAAAUUUGUAAAUUUAUAAUAAUCCACAUAUUAUAUCCGUAAUAUGUAAGUUAAAUUUGUAACAAUAAAAUUUUGCUGUGA